Penicillium macrosclerotiorum is the source of this 1158-nucleotide messenger RNA. Its product is annotated as short chain dehydrogenase/reductase family protein. Bases 1 to 1158 code for a protein of 385 amino acids. The record is from RefSeq and is a predicted model, not a curated record. The transcript is spliced from 5 exons. Lineage: Eukaryota; Fungi; Ascomycota; Eurotiomycetes; Eurotiales; Aspergillaceae.
AUGGAUAAUUAUUCCUACCCCGAUUCGCAUGCGCAUUUUCCGUCGCAUAAUGAGCCGCGAGUAUGGCUGAUUACUGCGGGGGAUUCGCCCAUCGGCAUCUCGGUCGCGCGACAGGUGCUUGCGCAUGGCGAUUAUGCCCUUCUUGGUCUGGCACACUCGGUUUUAGAUCGCGAUGAACGCCGUCGUGAAGGGUUCGAGGCUUUUCUUUGUGAAGUGAAAGAGCAUCAGGACGAAGGAUGGGACCAGCGAAUUAAGGCAGUUCCCUUGGACAUCAGGAUGAUGGGCGAAUGUCAGGCAGUCUUUGCAGAAGCAGUAGCUGCCUUCGGUCGAGUGGAUAUCCUUUUAUGCUGCACCAGUCAAGCUCUAAUCGGAACUGUCGAAGAGCUGUCUGCCUCGCAGCAAACCUUGAACCUCGUCCGGGAUCAAUUUGAAGUCAAUUAUUUUGGGCCGCUCAACAUAAUCAAAGCUGCAUUGCCACAUAUGAGAAGAGAAUCUAAUGGUCAUAUUAUGAUUUUGUCUGGAAUCACGGCACAUAUUGGUACACCCGGCCUUGGAAUGUACUGUGCAGCGGGCUGGGCUCUUGAGGGUUUCUGUGAUAGCUUGGCAUACGAAAUUGCGCCUUUCAAUGUCAAGCUCACAAUCUUCCAGUGCAGCAUCGAGAUUGGCAUCCUAACAAAUCUGGUGACCAGCGUCCCUCCUAUAUUUCCUGCCUACUCUCCUCAAAAUAAUAAUGCACCACUGUUUCGUGGUAUCCUGAAUCAUCUAGUACCGCGGCUUCCUGGCGCUGCUUCUGAAGGCGUAUCGGGCAAUACGUCAGCAAAGAGAACAAACGAUCACGAUGAAACCUCCCGAGUCAGCUCCAUCGAAAAUGGUCCAUUUUCUGUCCCUGGUGUUGUCUCCAUGCAUCCGCCGCUAAGCUCAGCACACCUCGAAGUCCUCGUCUCUGAAACCGUCUACGCCAUCACAUCUAUUGGCGGACACGAAAAUCCCCCGUCACGCCACAUCGUCGGACAGGAAGGUGUGGCCAGUGUCAAAGAGAAGUUGAAAACUGUGAGCGAGGAGCUUGAGGACUUUAUACAAGCUAGCUUCGCUGUGGAUGUAGCAGCUGAUGCCGAACCUGUGAAUCCUAUGGGCACGAUGAACCAAACACCUUUCUAA